Trichomonas vaginalis G3 is the source of this 1017-nucleotide messenger RNA. RefSeq names its product glycine-rich protein family. The record is from RefSeq and is a predicted model, not a curated record. The coding region runs from base 1 to 1017 and encodes 338 amino acids. Lineage: Eukaryota; Parabasalia; Trichomonadida; Trichomonadidae. The transcript has a single exon.
AUGAUAAACGCAUGCGAAUAUUAUACUUCUCCUGGUAAUGAAGAAUACUAUAUUGCCAAGCAUGAUAAGGUAUUUAAUUGCUAUAUAUUCAAUGGUGUUAAUAAUGGAAUUUAUAAAACAAAAUUUCAAAAGGGAAAAUAUCGAAUUGAGCUUUGGGGAGCGAGUGCUGGGAACACAAUUGGUAGUGGAUAUAAUUAUCCCGGUGGUAAAGGCGGCUAUACUCGAGGUGAGAUUGAGUUGAGACAAAAAACAUAUUUUACUUUUUUUGUCGGUACUAAAGGAGGUAACACUACUGCAGGUUCGUCUGCUGUUGGAACUGCAGGAUUCAAUGGUGGAGCUCCUGGAGGGUUUGAUACUAACAAAGGUGAUGGCCCAUCUGCUGGAUCCGGAGGAUCCACUGAUAUGAGAUUUCGAAAAACUUCCACAUACAGCCCUACCAUUUAUGAUCGAAUUAUGGUGGCGGCUGGUGGUGGAAGUAGCGGAUCAUUUAUACGUGCUGGCCUUGGUGGCCACGGCGGUGGAAUCAACGGGACGAAUGGAGCUGUUGUAUCCGGUUCGCCUCUUCCCCCUGUCUCAGGUGCCACACAAACGACUGGCAACCAAGUUUACCAAGGAGGAAAUGGAGAAGAUGGCGAGUCAACAGGUGGGAGCGGUGGAGGAGGGUACUACGGCGGAUUUGGAGGAAAAGUUUCUUAUCCUGAUCAAUAUACUUCAGGGGGAGGCGGUGGAAGUUCCUUUAUUAGUGGUCAUCUAGGCUGUAUUGCGAUGGAUGAUCGAGGAAGAGCUUUAGAAACCAACAUUCACCCUUCUGGAUUAUCCUUCAAAAACACUCAAACUAUUCAAGGAAAUUCUGACAUGCCUGCACUAAAUGUAGUUGAUGGAUUUGAAGAACUUGGACAUGUAGGAAAUGGAUUUGCCCGAAUUACUAUAUUGAGUGAUUUAAAUGAGUGUUCUUGCAUAACAAAUGUUUAUCAUAUAUCUCUAUUCUUAUUCAUUUUUGAGUUCAUCAGUGAAUAA